Messenger RNA from Styela clava, 2193 nucleotides. NCBI's taxonomy places the organism in Eukaryota, Metazoa, Chordata, Ascidiacea, Stolidobranchia, Styelidae. The record is from RefSeq and is a predicted model, not a curated record.
GGUCUCUUGUUUUCAGCGGAUAAUGAAGCAGCUCGUGAAAGAAGAACAACUGCGAGGAGUUUUUCCAUAUUUGGAUAACAUAACUAUUUGUGGAAUGACUAAAGAGGAUCACGACAAAAACCUGGCUGCUUUCCUGGAAUCUGCAAAACAACGAGGAUUGAUUUUUCAUGAAUCAAAAAGUAUAUGGACUACUCGAACAUUGCCGAUUUUAGGUUAUCAAAUUGCUGAAGGUGAAAUUCGUCCAGAUCCCGAAAGAUUAAAACCUUUACGCCAACUUCCAAUACCAUCAAAUUCUAAAGAAUUGAGCAGAUGCAUGGGAUUCUUUUCAUACUAUUCUAGAUGGAUUCCAAACUUCUCAAAUAGAAUCAGAUCAUUAACAAAAUCGACCUCUUUUCCUCUUACUGACACUGCUAUUGGAGCUUUUUAUGAACUAAAACAGUUAAUAGAAAAUGCUGUUCUCAUUGCCGUUGAUGAAAAUAUUCCAUUUGAAUUGGAAACUGAUGCUUCAGAUAUUGCUAUAGCAGCGACACUAAAUCAAUCUGGUCGUCCCGUGGCAUUUUUUUCACGUACAUUACACGGCUCUGAACUUAAACACCCUUCGGUCGAAAAAGAAGCUAUGGCCAUAGUUGAAGCAGUACGACAUUGGCGUCACUUUUUAACAGGAAGACGUUUCAUCAUGAAAACAGAUCAGAAAAGUGUCUCUUACAUGUUUGAUUUGCGCCACAAAGGUAAAAUCAAAAAUGAAAAAAUAACAAGAUGGAGAAUUGAGCUAUCCGGUUACUCUUUCGAUAUCGCAUACAAACCAGGCAAAGACAAUGUUGCACCAGACACUCUAUCGAGGAUUUCAUGCGCUCUUCCUUCUACUAAUAUCCUCACUAAAUUACAUGAUGCAUUAUGCCAUCCAGGUAUAUCUAGAUUCGCUCAUUUUGUUAAGGUCCGUAAUUUACCUUAUUCGACUGAAGACGUUAAGCGAACUGUCUUGAAUUGCCGUGUAUGCAGAGAGAUAAAACCUAAAUACUAUCGGCCUGAAGCAGGAACUCUUGUAAAAGCGACUCAGCCCUUUGAACGUUUAAGUAUUGACUUCAAGGGACCUCUUCCGUCGAACAAUCGCAACAAAUAUUUUCUCUGCGUAAUUGACGAGUUUUCACGAUUUCCCUUGCUAUCAACACCUGAUGUUUCGGCCGCCAGUGUCAUAAAAAGUCUAACUCCAUUGUUCGCUGUAUUUGGAAUGCCUGCUUACAUGCAUACUGAUCGUGGUUCGGCUUUCAUGAGUUGUGAGUUUAAAAGAUUUUUGCAAGAAAAGGGUGUGUCUCACAGUAGAACAACUCCUUACAAUCCUUCGGCGAAUGGUCAAGUAGAAAGGUGCAAUGGUACAAUUUGGAAAGGAAUAAAACUUGCUUUAAUGUCAAAAGGUUUGCCAAUUGAAUGUUGGCAAGACGUUCUAUUAGAUGUUUUGCAUUCCAUCAGAUCACUAUUGUGUACUGCAACACCACAUGAACGGUUGUUCAAUUUUGCAAGAAGAUCUACCACAGGAUAUGCCGUUCCAACGUGGCUGACAAAUUCUAAAAUUGUUCUUCUCAAGAGACAGAUUAGAAGAAACAAAUCUGAUCCAUACGUCGAUGAAGUGGAACUUCUAGAUGCGAACAGACAUUACGCUCAUAUUCGGUAUUCAGAUGGUAAAACCUCAACAGUAUCAACAAAGCAUCUUGCACCGUGUGGUGAUGGUACGUCGUUUGGAAGUGAAAAUAAUGGAAGUUCCUCCGAUAAUCAACAUUCUCAAUUACCUGUAAAGCAGGCUGAUACAGCAGAUUCCGACUAUGUACCAAAAAUAUCGCAUCCCGUUAUCAACCAAUCAGAAAUUCAAGAAGGGGAAGAAAAGUCAAAUAUUCCUGGUGAUGAUGAAAAACGCGAAACAUCCCCAAUGAAGAAGAUAGACACCCGGCUCCUAGGCGUUCUACUAGAGAAAAACGUCCAAUUGAUCGUUUACAUUACUAUGAGUGAAAUGUUUAUUAAACUUUUGUUAAAUAAUCUUUUAGGAGGGGGAAAUUGUGGUGUUAGUAUUUCUUUACAGUGUAAUUAUUAGAUAAUCAAUGUACUCUUGAUUGCUCUGGUUCUGUCGUACUGCAUACUUUACUGUUUGCGUGUUAUUCUAUUGUUUACAGUGUUAAGUUGUGGUAGUGGUGUUCUUAUGUU